CUCCUGUCUUGUUCUAGUUCACAUACAGAGAGAAACGUUACACACAAACUUUUACAAAUGGAUUAAUCUUUCUGUCAUGCACAUUGAGUUACAUUUUGGAGAUUAAAACUGUCCAAACUGUUAUUUUUUAAGGAGGACUUUUGAAUGUUGAAUCAUGUCUGGAUGCUUCAAGACCAAAAAAAGUGAAGAAGCAGAGAUGGCAUCUGCACCAGUGGAAGUAUCAAACAAUCAGGAGCCAGCAGAGGGAACAGAGGAGUGCUCAGGGAAGAAAGAGUCUAAGUUCCAGACAUUUAAAAAGUUCUUCAAGAGAAAAAAGCGAAAAGAAUCUGGAGCUCUGAAGAACUCAGCAUCCAAUGAAGACCUCAACAAACCACCUGAACAGCAACAGCCCGAGAAGAGGAAUGGGUCAGAGGCUGGGCUGGGCAAUAGGUCGCAGUCACAUGACUCUGUGUUUGCGGCUGAUUGGUCGGAGGCUCACGAGGCUCUGGGGGCAUCUCAGGACAGUCUGCAUGGGAAAGUCAAAUCUCUGCAGAUGCAGUUGAAGCAGUCUCUUCUCUGUGGAAAAAGGACUCAUGAUACUGGAGCAGUGUCAGAGGACGAUGGCUUACCCUGCAGCCCCCCAGACUACACACCCAGCAAGACGAAACCUCAGAGGGACAGCUCCAUCAGUCUGGACUCUGGAGAGCUGUCAUGCCCAGGCUCAAGCCGUGCCAUGAGCCCCCUUGUGGCCACUCCAGGGGAUUUCAGCUCUCCAGCUUCAGCCUCUGUGUGUUUGGACAAUUCUGCAGCGAGACACAAACUGGAGCUGAGACAGAGAGGGAAGAGGAGGAAGAAGAGGCCGGUACAGCCUGAGCUGGGGCCUGGACCAGACUCUCUCCUGGAGGAUUCUCUGAACAUUUCCACAGCUGAAGAACCUCAGGGACCAGAGGAGAAUGAGGAGACAGAGGACGUUAACCAAAACCCAUGUAUUUCUAUGACAAAUGUUGGACAUUGCCAUGGCAACACAAUUGUAAAUAGAGACAAGGACCUGAAACCUGAAAAUGUUCAAGUCAUGACUGAGUUAAACAUCCCAGAAGACUCAGAAAAGAGAGACGAGAGAAAGGAGAGGAGCAUGGAGGAGAGAGACGAACAGAAGGAUAGAGAGGAUGAGGAGAGGAAGAGUGAUGGCAAAGAGGAGGAGGAGUCUGAAGAAGAGGGGACUGCUGAACCCUGUGUUCCAAGUCUGGACCAAAACCUGGAUCAAGGCCAGGACCAAGAAGAAGACCAAGAGGACCCGGAGGAGAGGGACAGGGCCAGCUCUGCUACAGAGCCCUCUGCUGUUGAGAGGGAGUACCUUUUGGACCCUUCAGGAUUUAACUAUGGCUCAGAAAAUAAACUCCACCUGUCUGACUCAUCUUUGGAGGAAAAACUACGGGAGGAUCUAAGCGAUGGAGAGGAGGAGCAGAAAACAGAGGAGGAGGAGAGAGAGGAAGAGGAGCAGGAGGAGAGAGAGCUAAACCUAACUGAGGAAGAGGAGGAGAGCGAGAAAGAAGAACAGGAAGAGGAGGAGAGCUCACUGCUUCAGGAAGUCCUCAGCUCCUUAAAAACUCCACUGAGCACUUUGGAUGUAAUGCACAUGGAUCACCACCACAGGGAGACAGAGGAGCAUGAGACUCUACAUGACGAGACAGCGAAUGAGGAAGAGGAGGAGGAGAAAGAGGAGGUACAGGAGCUCCUGGCCAGACCACACACAGCUGAAGACAUUCAAGAAGGACAUAAACAGGAAGUGGAGUCAGGGGAACAGGAAGUGGGCCUGUUCUUAUAUAAAGACGCAGAGGAUGAGCUGAAGAGUGCAGAGGAAUACUUGGAGGAGGAGCUGCAGGUGGAGCACUUCAUGCCCAUUGAGCUUGUUUCUGAAAUUGAAACUAAAGAUAUCCAAGAAAUAAAACAUGGAGUCGCUUUACCUUUAUCACAAUCAGACAGUGAGGAAGAAGAGGAGGAGAGAAGGAAAGAUUUAAAUUUAAUUAAACAACAAGAAACAGAAGAAAACCAAGAAGACCUGAACGCCAUCUUGGAUCAGAUUGAACAGGAAGUGAUCGAGAGUGAAGAGGAAGUCACAGACACUGCCAUUUUGGAUCAAGUCGACAAAGAAAGUAAUGAUGUUAAGGAGACAAAUGCAGAAAUGGACAAACAUAUUGAAACUGAAGUUGAACUCGAGACUCAAAAUUCAGCAAGAUUUGUUGAAAUUGUGUCUGAAGAUGUUUUGGAAUUUGACGGAGAAAUUUUGCAAGGUAAAAUUGCAAGUACAGAGAUAGCGGAUGACCAAAAUCACUUAGAAGAAACUGAAAUACCCAUAAUCGAGUCGGAACAAGUGAAUAUUAAACAAAAUGAUGAGAAAGAGGCAGAAAUGAUUGACAAAUAUGAAACAGAGGAGAGCGAGAACAAGGAGGCGACUAUAAGCAAAAUCGCUGUAAGUAAAACUACAUCUUUGGAAAUAAAUUUGGUGUCGCCAAAUUCAAAGAAAGAAUUCAGUUUUCCAAAUUUAGAACAUUUUAAGGGAGAAGCUAAAGAGGAAAUUUGUGAUAAGACUGAAAAAUCUACAGUUUCUACAGUUGAGAUAAUGGACACACAAUACCAAGAAGAUCUAAAUCAAUUUGAAGCUGACGUUGAAAUUUUGGACAAAAUUGACAAAACUAAAGAAGAUGAAAUUAUAAAAGGUUCAAUAGGUGAAAAUGAAAUGAUUGAAGAACUAGAAAAUCCUGAGAAGAUCAAAGAGGAUGUUGAAAAUUUUGACAAUUUUGAUCAAAUGGAAGAAGAAUCAACAAAUCUUUCAAUGAGCAAGAUGGAGGAGAUACAAGAACUAGGACAGAUAGAACAUAAAACUGAAAUUUCACAAAAAAUUCACGAAGAUGCUGACAUUUUUUAUAAAAUUGACAAAAUGCAAAAAGAAAAAAGGGUUCAGUUUUGUAUGGAGGAGAUGGAAGAGAGAGAUGAGCAAGAAAAAAAUGAACAAAAAGUUAAAAAUUCUAAAAAUGAAGAAUCAAACUGGCCCAAGUUCACGAUCGCCACAGCCUGGCAAAGAUCUCUCUCCACUGCGGAGAAAGAGGAGCUUGGCUCACCUACACACCCAGAACCAGGGAACCAAAAAGAUCCAACCAGACCAGAUCCUGGGUCCAAAGUCCAAGAGUCUAGAUCUAGUCCUUGGUCUAAACAAGUCCAGGAGUCCAGAUUAGAAACUGGUUCCAAACCAGUCCAGGAAUCAAGACGUGAGUCAGAAUCUCCACCAGUUCAAUUGUCUAAGUCUGAACCAAAGACCCAACAAGACCCAGAAUCCAGACCUGAUCCUAGGUCCGAACAAGUCCAGGAAGCCAGAACUGAAUCAAAGACCCAACAAGAACCUGAGUCCAGACCAGAUCCUGGGUUCAAAUUCCAAAUGUCUAGACCUAGUCCUUGGUCUAAACAAGUCCAGGAGUCCAGACCAAAUCCUGGGUCUGAACAAAUCCAAAAGUCCAAGUCUGACCCAAAGACCCAGCAAGAUCCAGAAUCCACUGAACCUGAUUCCAAACUCCAAGAGUCUAGACCUGGUUCUUGGGUGAAACAAGUCCGUGAGUCCACACCAGAAACCAGAUCAGAAACAAUCCGAGAGUCCAGACCUAAACUAGAGACUCAACAACACCCAGAAUCCAGACCUGAACCAGAGGAAGUGGAGAGAGGGGGAGCAGAGACAUGUCCGAUGGGAGUCAAGCAUCCUGGUAUACAUGUAGAUAAACUCACUGAGGAGUGUCCGGCUGUGUCAGAGGAGAUUUCCAAGAAUCCUUUUGGGGUGCGUUUGAGGAGGACUCAGGCUCUGCACAGGUUCAUCGCAGAAGACCAACACAAACAGUCUGUCCAUGAACUUCCAUCUCCCUCAAACAAAGUUGACCUGCUUCCAUCCACAAACCAACCAAUCAGUAUCAAACCCAUGGUAAUAGAUCAGCCAAUCAUAGUCAAGCAUGCAGUACUGAGCCAGCCAAUCACAAACAAGAGCCCACCGUCCAAUCCACCAAUCCCGGUGAAGCCUAUGGUGCCCAGGAAACCGGAGGUGGAGAGUGGAAGUAAAACCAAACAAGUUUCAGAUACAGGAGGAGGAUCUGAUGCUCCCAGCUGGAUCUCUAUGGCUAAACAAAAACAGAAGAUUUACAAAGAAAAUGUAAAGGAGGAAAUAGAAAAGGAGUCUGGCAAAGUGAUUUCUCUGGAUCUCAAACCUGCAUCUCCAAUGUGUCCUCCAACUCCUGUACCUCCAGUACCACAGAAACCCAGCCACUUCUCCUGCCCUACUCCUGCCCCUGUUUCACCUGCCUCUGCCCUCUCCUCUAAGACAAUACCACAGAAACCCAGCCACUUCUCCUGCCCUGCUCCUGCCCCUGUUUCACAUGCCUCACUUGUCUCAGCCCUCUCCACUAAGUCAGUAUCGCAGAAACCCAGCCACCCCUGCCCUGCACCUGCCCCUGCACCUGUCUCUCUUCCCCCCUCGUCCUCCCUCACUAGUGCCUCCUCUAGACCCCCCUCCGCACACUCACCUCCCCCACGUGUCUCCUCUCCUCAGGAUGAACCACCAUGGAUGGCACUGGCGAAGAAAAAAGCCAAAGCAUGGAGUGAGAUGCCUCAAAUUGUUCAGUCAUAAACUUGAAAUUUUGAAAAGUUUUGGAGAAAUUUUUGGACUUUUGAUUAAAGAUUUUUGCACAUAUUUUUAGACAGUGUUUACUCUUAUACACGCAUGUCUCUAUAUCCCAUAUGUUUAAAUGGUUGCUUAAACAUAUGUUAAAAUGUACCAACUGAAAAUGCAAAUAUUGAAGUGACUGAGUGAGUGCAGUUUUUGGUGCCACCUAGUGACCAAUUGCACAUGACAUCCUUGUUUUUGGAGCAGGUUUAAAUUUAGGUACAGACAGGGAAAUUUAUCCUCUGCAUUCAGACCAUGGUUUAUAGUCGGAGGAGGCUUGGGAACUAAACCUGAGACCUUGUGCCACCGCUAUGGAAGCUCAGCAGGGAUGUUUUCAUUCACUUUAAAAAUACAUGCAUUAGUCUUAUACAGUGCUUUUCCAGACACUCAAAGUCUCUUAACAAUUUUGCAUCUUCAUUCAUAUUCAGUGGUGGUAAGAUACAAUUGGAACCACAUCUGCCCUGGAGCAGACUGGCUGCCAAAAUGUGCCAUUGGCCCCCCCACCACUACCAAUCAUACACUCACACAUUCAUAUGCUAAGGAGGAGUGUCUUGCUCAAGGACACUCUCAUCACAUUAGAACAGGGUUAAACCCCCACUAGGGUUAAAGCCCCACUGUGGAACAUUCCGACACAUUAGAUCAGGGUUAAAGACAUAUAUGGUAUGGUAUGGUAAAAUUGAAAUGUAAAAAUAUGUCCUGUAUUACCACAGAUAUUCUUAUAACAGAAUUUCCAUUUCACGUCAGUAACAUUUAUGAUUUUUUUAUUUUUUUAUUUUGUACAAUGUAUUUUGCCUUUUGAGAUUUUGACUUGUACAGAAAUGUGAAGUAAACUAAAUACUAAAUCAC
This is a messenger RNA of Periophthalmus magnuspinnatus, 5524 nucleotides long. RefSeq lists its product as uncharacterized. The transcript has 18 exons. Lineage: Eukaryota; Metazoa; Chordata; Actinopteri; Gobiiformes; Gobiidae. The record is from RefSeq and is a predicted model, not a curated record. The coding region runs from base 155 to 4642 and encodes 1495 amino acids.